Diabrotica balteata is the source of this 2378-nucleotide messenger RNA. The record is from the annotation of a GenBank genome assembly. Lineage: Eukaryota; Metazoa; Arthropoda; Insecta; Coleoptera; Chrysomelidae.
CUUUACUAAAAAAAUUAUUUAAGAAAUAAGAUACAAAAAUGGUUGUGGUUAAAGUUGAAAAAAAUAAAGUUUCUCAAAAUGAGCAAGAAAAGACAUGGCCACAAAUUUACGCCGUGUUAAUAAGUACAAUGGUCGGAAUUACCAACGGACUAUUUUACGCAUGGGCAUCCCCAUUCAUGAUACAAAUAAUUAACGACAAGGUGAAUUACAACAUCACAGAAGAACAAGCAUCGUAUUUUAAUACAAUAAAUCCAAUAUUUACCGUUCUUAUCUGUCCGUUCUGUUCUAAACUUACUGAUAAUCUUGGUCGUAAGAAGACAAUAUUGCUGAUUGCAGUACCACAGAUAGCGGGUUGGCUGUGCGCCGCAUUUGCCAAGGAUGUUUACCUGUUCUAUAUAUCACGAGCUUUCGCGGGAAUUGCCGAUGGAAUAUUCUUUGCUGCUCUUCCUCCUUAUGUCGGAGAAAUAACGACACCUGAAGUAAGGGGAAAGUGGGGAAAUUGUCUUGCUGGCUCUUACUAUAUAGGAGAGUUUUCAAUUAACGUCAUAGGCAGUUACUUUGGGGUUGUAACAAGUUCCUACAUAUGUUUGCCAUUGCCUAUUAUAUUCUUCAUUUUGUUUUCAAUGAUACCCGAAUCUCCUUAUUAUCUAUUAAUCAAAGGCAAAGAAGAAGAAGCAAAAAAGUCCAUAAUAUAUUUUAGAGGAGACAAAAAUAUUGACCAAAAUUUAAAUCAACUCAAACACGAUGUUCAGCGACAAAUGUCAGAAUCAGGAACAUGGAAAGAUUUGUUUGCAAUAAAAAGUAAUAGGAAGGCUUUGUUAGCUGCAUCUUUUUUGCGAUUUACACAACACACGUCUGGUCUUUGUAUUUUAGUAUCAUUUUCACAGUUUAUUUUCCAAAAAUCUGGAGGAAACUUAAGUAACAUUGAAAAAUAUAAAUGUUCGAAAAAUGAGCAGGAAAAGACAUGGCCACAAAUUUACGCCAUAUUAAUAAGUACAAUGGCCGGAAUUACUAACGGACAACUUUACGCAUGGACAUCCCCAUUCAUGGUAAAAAUAGUUAAUGACAAGGUGAAUUUUAACAUCACAGAAGAAGAGGCAUCUUAUUUUAAUACAAUAAAUCCAAUAUUCACUCUACUCAUUUGUCCGUUCUGUUCUAAACUUAUUGAUAAUCUUGGUCGUAAGAAGGCAAUAUUGCUGAUGACAGUACCGCAGAUAGCUGGCUGGCUGUGUACCGCAUUUGCCAAGGAUGUUUACCUGUUUUAUGUGUCGCGAGCCUUCUCGGGAAUUGCCGAUGGAAUAUUCUUUACAGCUCUACCUCCCUAUGUCGGAGAAAUAACAACUCCUGCAGUAAGGGGCAAAUGGGGCAAUCUUCUUGCAGGUUCUUACUACAUAGGAGAGUUUUUAAUUAACAUCAUAGGCAGCUACUUUGGAGUCGUGACAAGUUCUUAUAUAUGUUUGCCCUUGUCUAUUAUAUUUUUCAUUUUGUUUUCAAUGAUACCCGAAUCUCCUUAUUUUCUAUUAAUAAAGGGCAAGGAAGGGAAAGCUAAACAGUCUUUAAUAUAUUUUAGAGGGGACAAAAAUAUUGACGAAAAUUUAAAUCAACUAAAGCACGAUGUUCAGCGACAAAUGUCAGAAUCAGGAACAUGGAGGGAUUUGUUCACAGUAAAAAGUAAUAGGAAAGCUUUAUUGGCAGCAGCUUUUUUGCGAUUUACGCAACAAACGUCUGGGUUUUGUAUUUUUAUAACAUAUACACAGUUUAUUUUUCAAAAAGCUGGAGGAAAUUUAAGUCAUGAGUUGUCUUCUAUAAUAUACACAGGCGUUCAAGUGACUUUAAACUUUAUCGUACUGGCGUUUAUCAUACACAGAUUUGGACGGAGGGGCUGCUAUAUGACCAGCACUGGCGCUAAUGGUAUAGUACUAUUUCUCAUGGCAACCUAUUUUUACCUCAAUGAUUUUACUAACAUCGAUGUUUCCAGUUUUAACUGGUUUCCGGUGGUUAGCACGGUUGUAUUUCAAAUGUUUGCUUCAUUUGGCAUAAAUGUUAUUCCCACUCUUAUGUUAAGUGAACUUUUUUCAGUCAGUAUUAAAACUAAAGCAAUGGUCUUGGUUGUCCUAGUUUUUGGGAUAGUUAGCGGGCUUGUUAAUUAUUUGUUUUAUUUAAUCAAUGAAUGGGCUGGAUUUUUUGCUCCUUUCUAUGUAUUUGCAGCCUGUAACAUUCUAGCUGCAAUAAUAGCCUAUUUUAUAUUACCAGAAACAAAGGGUAAGACGCUAGAAGAUAUUCAGCAAUCGUUGAAGAAUAACAAAAUAUAUUAGAAAUAAGUAUUAUUAUCGACAUUAGGAUAUUUUUAGUCUGUGAUAAAUUAUUAAGUACAAUAG